Molecule: messenger RNA, 702 nt
Organism: Nicotiana attenuata
Lineage: Eukaryota; Viridiplantae; Streptophyta; Magnoliopsida; Solanales; Solanaceae
Product: profilin-1-like
Exons: 3
Coding region: 71-469 (132 amino acids)
Cellular component (GO): cell cortex
Molecular function (GO): actin monomer binding
Source: RefSeq, a predicted model, not a curated record
AAAAAAUAACAACUUAAGGAAAAAAAGAUAGCUCCAAUUUCCAUUCCAAAUACAAAAACUAAUUCGAAAAAUGUCGUGGCAAACGUACGUGGAUGAACAUUUGAUGUGUGAAGUCGAAGGCGGCGGCCACCUUACGGCCGCCGCAAUCGUCGGCCACGACGGCUCCGUCUGGGCACAAAGCUCCAACUUCCCUAAGUUUAAAGCAGAGGAGAUGAAAGCCAUACUGACUGAUUUUGAUGAGCCAGGACAUCUAGCCCCAACAGGAUUAUUCCUUGGAGGAACAAAAUACAUGGUUAUCCAAGGAGAGCCUGGGGCUGUUAUUCGUGGAAAGAAGGGUUCAGGAGGAAUAACAAUCAAGAAGACAAACCAAUCUCUAUUGUUUGGUAUAUAUGAGGAGCCAGUUACUCCUGGACAAUGCAAUUUAGUUGUUGAGAGGUUAGGAGAUUAUCUCGUUGAUCAAGGUCUCUAGGUUAAUUGAUUCCCUCUCCACAUACUACUAAAUUCUCACCCUAUGUAAGGUUUUGCUUUUUUACCUUUAUCUUCCCCUCAAUUAUGACAAAGAUGGUGUUAUUAGACAUGCAAUUUUUAGGACUUGGAAUUUGUUCUAAAGAUAAUUUUAGGGGAUAUAAACGCAUGAUGCUUUAUGUAUCGGGUUACCCUUUUUACUUCAUCAAAAUUAAUGAGUAGUCUCUUAUUCAUGAA